This is a messenger RNA of Dipodomys ordii (Ord's kangaroo rat), 3129 nucleotides long. RefSeq names its product OTU deubiquitinase 5 (gene Otud5). The record is from RefSeq and is a predicted model, not a curated record. Gene Ontology annotation, molecular function: K63-linked deubiquitinase activity; cysteine-type deubiquitinase activity. The transcript is spliced from 10 exons. Lineage: Eukaryota; Metazoa; Chordata; Mammalia; Rodentia; Heteromyidae. Gene Ontology annotation, biological process: protein deubiquitination. Bases 510 to 2210 code for a protein of 566 amino acids.
AGAAUGCUGAUAAUGUUCAGUUAGUCGAGCUGUGUUCUCGCUGGAAUCUUGGGGCCGAGGCGCUCUAAGCGAACAGGGGGCCUUGCUGUCUUUUUGCAGUAUCCACGCUAAUGAAUUAGAGCCUCAAGAAGAGAAGCGAAAGACAGAAAUGGACUGACAAGAAGAAAUGCUGAAAACAAGGGUGCCUACUUUAAAAUUUUAAGACGGAGAACACGGAAGGGCGAGCGCUUCUUUCUGAUUGGCCGGCGGACGUUGUUGAGGGCCCACACAGCUUCUUCGAUUGCCCAAGCCCGGAAGGAGGUAGCAAAAAAACUUGGGGGACUUUACAUCCGGGAUCUCCUCGGGGCGUGACCUGCAUACCGCCUACGGCCCUCGAACCAGUGCCUAAAUCUCUAUCCGGGCCUCGCAGCUCCCGUCGUGCUCCGCGCAGUACAGUAGCCCCCCUCAUCCGGGUUCUAUCCCAUCGUGCUUCGCGCUGAGUUUGCUGGGGGGUACUUGGCGGUGCCGCCAUGACUAUUCUCCCCAAAAAGAAGCCGCCACCUCCCGACGCUGACUCCACCAACGAGCCGCCGCCGCCUGGGCCGCUGCCCCCAGCGCCGCGUCGCGGCGGGGGUGUGGGCGUGGGCGGCGGCGGCACUGGCGUGGGUGGUGGCGACCGCGACCGCGACUCGGGCGUCGUAGGUGCCCGUCCCCGUGCUUCACCACCACCCCAGGGCCCACUACCGGGGCCCCCUGGCGCACUCCAUCGGUGGGCACUCUCCGUGCCUCCAGGAGCAGUGGCAGGCCCUCGUCCACAACAAGCCUCUCCACCUCCUUGCGGAGGUCCGGGUGGUCCCGGCGGCGGUCCAGGUGACGCGCUUGGCGCAGCAGCCGCGGGGGUGGGCGCGGCGGGCGUGGUGGUGGGCGUGGGAGGCACCGUGGGCGUGGGCGGCUGUUGUUCGGGACCGGGGCACAGCAAGCGACGGCGACAAGCUGCCGGGGUUGGCGCAGUUGGCGGGGGCAGUCCGGAGCGAGAGGAGGUCGGCGCUGGCUACAACAGUGAGGACGAAUACGAAGCUGCUGCAGCGCGCAUUGAGGCUAUGGAUCCUGCCACGGUGGAGCAGCAGGAGCAUUGGUUUGAAAAGGCCCUGCGAGACAAGAAAGGCUUCAUCAUCAAGCAGAUGAAGGAGGACGGCGCCUGUCUAUUCCGGGCUGUAGCUGACCAGGUAUAUGGUGACCAGGACAUGCAUGAAGUUGUGCGAAAGCACUGUAUGGACUAUUUGAUGAAGAAUGCAGACUACUUCUCCAACUAUGUCACAGAAGACUUCACAACCUAUAUCAACCGGAAGAGGAAAAACAAUUGCCAUGGCAACCACAUUGAGAUGCAGGCCAUGGCAGAGAUGUACAACCGCCCUGUGGAGGUGUACCAAUAUAGCACAGAACCUAUCAACACAUUCCACGGAAUCCAUCAAAAUGAAGAUGAACCCAUCCGUGUCAGCUAUCACCGGAAUAUUCAUUAUAAUUCAGUGGUGAAUCCUAAUAAGGCCACCAUUGGCGUAGGACUGGGACUCCCAUCUUUCAAACCAGGGUUUGCCGAGCAGUCCUUAAUGAAGAAUGCCAUAAAAACAUCAGAGGAAUCAUGGAUUGAACAACAGAUGUUAGAAGACAAGAAACGAGCCACAGACUGGGAGGCCACAAAUGAGGCCAUUGAGGAACAAGUGGCUCGAGAAUCCUAUUUACAGUGGCUGAGGGAUCAGGAGAAACAGGCCCGCCAGGUCCGAGGCACCAGCCAGACUCGGAAAGCCAGCGCCACAUGCAGUUCAGCCACAGCAGCCGCUGCCAGUGGCCUUGAGGAGUGGACAAGCCGAUCUCCACGGCAGCGGAGUUCAGCCUCAUCACCCGAGCACCCUGAGCUGCAUGCUGAGCUGGGCAUCAAGCCCCCUUCCCCAGGCACUGUCUUAGCUCUUGCCAAACCUCCUUCACCCUGCGCACCAGGUACAAGCAGUCAGUUCUCCGCAGGAGCCGAUCGAGCCACCUCUCCUCUUGUGUCUCUCUAUCCCGCUCUGGAGUGCCGGGCCCUUAUUCAGCAGAUGUCCCCCUCUGCCUUUGGUCUGAACGACUGGGAUGAUGAUGAGAUCCUAGCAUCUGUGCUGGCAGUGUCUCAGCAGGAAUAUCUAGACAGUAUGAAGAAAAAUAAAGUGCACAGAGACCCACCCCCAGACAAGAGUUGAUGGAGACGCAGGAAUUGGACACCAUCUCCUAAACCCUGAUUCUUGGGCCUCUGGUGCCACCCCACAUUCUUUGGCUUUCUUUUACCUCUCUCCUCUUUUCCCUCCUCCACUUUCCCUAUGGCUGGCCCACCCUGCACUCCAUCUCACUCCUGCCUCCAUCAUUUGUCUCCACCAGCUGUUGUGCCCUUUGCCCCCUGCACAGCACCAUCCCUGCAUCCCACAGGGCACUCUGGCAGGGGUGCAGAAGGUAGGCAAGAGGCACACAAAUACACCACCUGACAGCCAGGCAGCCCCAGGAAAGAGUCUCCUGCUUGCUCUUCCUUCUGAGAUCAAACAGUCUUGUCACCACUUCCCCCUACAAAGAUGCCAGUGAGGUGGGAGGACGGAGUGGGAAAUUUCCCUUUCAAAUACCCCAACAAUGUCUGAGCCUUCAAUGUCUAAUUUCUUUAUUAAAAACAUACUUUUAUCUUACAAACCUCAACCAAUCCAAAUUGAUGUAGACAACAGCAUUAAUUCUGUGAAGGUGGCAUCACUGGUUUGGGGGCAGGCAGGCUGGCCAUGGGGCAUGGAAGGUGCAAAAGAUGUGGGUUGCCACUGUUUUCUGGUCUCCAGCUCCCUGUAGGUGGGCUGAGGGCUUAGGGUGUGAGCCAGAGUAGGGACAGGGGUGGCAGGUGUCUAACUGGCUUUGGACAGUGAGACCCUGACCUUGCUGCAUUCCUUUUGCUUCCACCACCACCAGUUGUCUCUCUGGAAUCUUGAGGUGGAGGGCCUCUUUGGGGAUUAUGGCCGCCACCCAAGAUUUGAGUGAAGGGAGUGGGAGCAGCCUUGGCAGAUGGGGCACCCGUGCCCUGCAGGUGUUGACAAGAUCUACCAUCUGUAAUGUCCUUGGCACAAUAAAACCAAAUGUCAGUUUCCCUGA